Phycomyces blakesleeanus NRRL 1555(-) is the source of this 879-nucleotide messenger RNA. RefSeq lists its product as hypothetical. Lineage: Eukaryota; Fungi; Mucoromycota; Mucoromycetes; Mucorales; Phycomycetaceae. The transcript has 2 exons. The record is from RefSeq and is a predicted model, not a curated record. Gene Ontology annotation, cellular component: nucleus. The coding region runs from base 11 to 787 and encodes 258 amino acids.
GAAAUCCAUCAUGAACGCCGAAGAAGCUGAAUCUUAUCAAUAUCAAUUAGAUCAAGUCGAUCUCGCACUUUCUAAAGAUCCAGAUAAUGAAGAACUAAAGAAACUUCAUCAUGAUCUCAAAGAACUAAUCGCCCUCACGACUCAAUUUGAGUCUGCACAGCAGCAACAACAACAACAACAGGCACAGCAACAGCAAACACAGCAGACUUCAACAAAACGAAGCAAUGCAUCGUCAACAAAUCCUAUCCUUUCAACACCAAUCUCCACAGCUUUAAAAUCCAAUCAAUUUACGGUUGGACAAGAAGUAAUGGCGAAAUACGCUGGUGAUGGGGAAUUCUACCGGGCUACCAUUACAGCCAUCGGUGGUGCGGACCAAGUGUUCUCGGUUGUCUUUCGUGGAUACCAGGACAAUGAGCUUGUGAAGGCGGAGGAUAUCAAGGCACUUGAUAAUAAAAAGCGACAGGGAAUCUUUGAGGAAGCACCUAAACAACCACUUGCUGCACCCCCAAAGAAAAAGAAGAAAGAGAAAACACCAGGAGUAAAAAAAGUCAACGAGACUGAAGUAAAGAAGAACGCUUGGUUAAACUUUGCAUCAGGAUCUGAUAAAAAGAAGAAGAAGGUAGCAGCACCCAUUAACAAAAAGAGUAUUUUCAAGACACCGGAUAAUCCCGAAGGAAGAGUUGGUGUUGUUGGCAGUGGUCGUGGUAUGACUACUUUCCAACAGAGAGGCAAACAUGUGUAUGCAGACGGCCAGAAUAACGUGGGCGCAGGUGAAGAAGAAAAUUAGAAUGAUAUGUCAAUAAAGAGGUGGUGGUAGUGGGUAGUGUGUGACUUGUUGCCAUUGCAAAUAGCCAAACUGCCAGAUUUGGCCCUUUGGAG